AUGCAUCAAGUUCGUAGAAAAGCCCACAGGAUCGCCUCUCGUGGUGGUAGCGAGUCCAACUUCAAUCCAUUCGCAAGAUCACACUCCAGAACACUGAGCGACACUGAGAACCAGAUUUAUCACACACGCUCGGAAAACCACAUACGGCCCACCGUGGAAGAGGAGCGACGCCUUGAAAGCCGGCAGACAGAGAAAGAGUUUGGUCCCCCCAGGCACGCCGACACUGCACCAACCGCGUCGCCUACUUCGACUGCCAUGUCACAUAACUUACCAGGACCUGUCGAGGAGCGAGAGGUUAAUGCGGGUAACCCAGAGGAAAGCAACUUCUCGACAAAUAACAGCGACAAGACUUAUAUCGAAACAAAUGGAGCACCAGCUGUCCAGAAACGCGCGAGGUUCAAGAACGCUUUCAAGAAGGGUGGCAAGGACGAGGGGAAUGAGUUGGAACGUGCCGAAACACCUGGACUCUCUGUUGAAGAGAGGAAACAUCGAGCACUUAAGAGGAAAAUCCCCGUUGGCAGCCAAAUUCGAGCGGUCCUUUUCUCUUCCUGGAUCAACGUCCUGCUUCUGUUCGUUCCCGUCGGCUUCGCGCUUUACUAUGCACAUAUCAAGAACGGCGAUGUCCCGGUUUUCAUCAUUAACUUCAUUGCCAUUAUUCCCUUGGCUGCGAUGCUGAGUUACGCGACCGAAGAACUGGCACUUAGAGUGGGGGAGACGUUCGGUGGACUUCUCAAUGCGACAUUCGGAAACGCAGUCGAAUUGAUCGUGUCAAUCCAGGCGCUCAUCAAAGAUGAAAUCGUCAUCGUCAAAACCUCGCUUAUCGGCAGUAUGCUGUCGAACUUGCUAUUGGUCCUGGGAAUGGCUUUCUUCUGCGGUGGUGUCAAUAGAAUCGAACAGCACUUCAACGUGACCGUGGCGCAAACUGCAGCCAGUUUGCUUGCUCUCUGCAUCGCCAGUUUGAUCAUCCCAACUGUUUUCCACGAAAUGCUUCUGGAGGAUGCCGGCCCUGACGGAAACAAGAACCAGUCGCUCUCUCGUGGAACGGCGAUCAUCUUGCUGUUUGUUUAUGGCUGCUACCUGGUCUUCCAGUUGAAGUCUCACGUCACCAUGUACAACGCACCUAGCCAGAAGACGCCUAAGAACAAAUCGUUUAAAGUCGAAGAGGGUAGCGCCUCGCGUGGAAUCGCGGCGAUUGGAGCCGGCACUGCAGCAGCAACCGGAGGCAUGAUCCACAGCGAUCGCAUCUUCAAAGAGAGUGAUUCGGACGACGAGGAAGACGACGAAUUUGAAGAGCCUUCGCUUUCGGUCAUCGGCGCACUCAUAACUCUUGCUAUUUCUACCACGCUGGUGGCUUUCUGCUCCGAAUUCAUGGUGUCUAGUAUCGAAGGUGUGACGAAGAGCGGCACGGUCUCUACUACCUUCGUCGGUCUCAUCCUCCUGCCCAUCGUCGGAAAUGCUGCCGAGCACGCUACCGCCGUCACUGUCGCCAUCAAGGACAAGAUGGACCUGUCGAUUGGUGUCGCCGUAGGAUCCAGCAUGCAGAUCGCACUGCUCGUGCUUCCAUUUGUCGUCGUCCUUGGUUGGAUCUUGGGCAAAGACUGCAUGACCUUGUACUUCGACACUUUCCAGAUCGCCUUGCUCUUUGUAUCAGUUCUGCUGGUCAAUUACCUCAUCCAAGAUGGCAAAUCUCAUUGGCUUGAAGGCGUACUUCUCAUGUCCUCAUAUCUUAUCAUUGCACUUGCGGCUUGGUUCUACCCGAACAUCAAGGAGACAGAGUGCUAG
Molecule: messenger RNA, 1782 nt
Organism: Aaosphaeria arxii CBS 175.79
Lineage: Eukaryota; Fungi; Ascomycota; Dothideomycetes; Pleosporales
Product: vacuolar calcium ion transporter-like protein /H(+) exchanger
Exons: 3
Coding region: 1-1782 (593 amino acids)
Biological process (GO): calcium ion transmembrane transport; intracellular calcium ion homeostasis
Cellular component (GO): fungal-type vacuole membrane
Molecular function (GO): calcium:proton antiporter activity
Source: RefSeq, a predicted model, not a curated record